AUGCCCCCUCGGCGGUCCCGGGCGGAGCUGCCACCUCGGAGCAAACCCUCUGAAAACCGAGAGGGCGAGAAGCAGGCUGCCUUCCAAGGAUUCCAGGUCUCUGUGCAUGUGAGGUGUGAAGGUGGGCAGGACCCCAAAGAACAAAUCAUGGAUUUUGUUAUGAAACAAGCUCUAGGAGGGGCUACCAAAGACAUGGGGAAGAUGCUGGGUGGGGAUGAGGAGAAAGACCCAGAUGCUGCUAAGAAAGAAGAGGAACGACAGGAAGCUCUUCGGCAGCAAGAGGAAGAGAGGAAAGCCAAAUAUGCCAAGAUGGAGGCUGAAAGAGAAGUUAUGAGACAAGGGAUUCGAGACAAGUAUGGCAUAAAGAAGAAGGAAGAAAAGGAAGCAGAGGCCCAGGCUGCACUGGAAGCUAAUGCUGAAGGGAGUCUGACACGCCCAAAGAAGGCGAUCCCUCCUGGAUGUGGGGAUGAGGAGGAGGAAGAAGAAGAGAGCAUCCUAGACACAGUCAUCAAAUACUUACCAGGGCCCCUGCAGGACAUGUUCAAGAAGUAA
Cinclus cinclus is the source of this 552-nucleotide messenger RNA. RefSeq names its product complexin 1 (gene CPLX1). Gene Ontology annotation, cellular component: SNARE complex; terminal bouton. The coding region runs from base 1 to 552 and encodes 183 amino acids. Gene Ontology annotation, biological process: synaptic vesicle exocytosis; regulation of neurotransmitter secretion; neurotransmitter transport. Gene Ontology annotation, molecular function: syntaxin binding. The transcript is spliced from 4 exons. Lineage: Eukaryota; Metazoa; Chordata; Aves; Passeriformes; Cinclidae. The record is from RefSeq and is a predicted model, not a curated record.